AGAUCAUCUUUUCUCUUCCUCUUCCUCUAAGUUUGCUUUCAGUUCGUAAUCAAACAGAUAAGAGAUUAACAAUCAUGGCCGGUAAUUACUUUGGUGUUUUGGUAUCAGAUCCAUGGCUACAGAAUCAGUUUACACAAGUCGAGCUUCGGAGCUUGAAAUCUCAUUUUAUGACGAUGAGGAGGGAAAGUCGAAGUCUCACGCUUGGUGAUUUGCCAUCGAAAAUGUCAAAACUGAAAAACGUUGGCGAGAAUCUUACGGAGGAAGAACGAGCUGCGUUUCUUCACGAUUCUUAUCAGAAUUUGGGCGAUGAAGUUGAUUUCGAACUCUUUCUUCGGGUUUACUUGAAUCUUCAAGCCCAUGCAACCUCAAGGAUGGGAAAGGGGGCUAAAAACUCAUCAGCAUUCCUCAAAUCUCCCACAUCUACACUGCUUCACACAAUUAGUGAAUCUGAGAAAGCUUCCUAUGUUGGACACAUUAAUAAUUACCUUGGAGAAGAUCAUUUUCUGAAGAAGUUCCUUCCUAUUGAUCCUUCAACGAAUGAUCUGUUUGAGAUUGCAAAAGAUGGAGUUCUUAUCUGUAAGCUUAUUAAUGUGGCAGUCCCAGGGACAAUUGAUGAAAGAGCCAUUAAUACUAAGACAGUUCUUAAUCCAUGGGAGAGAAAUGAGAAUCACACCCUAGGCCUUAAUUCUGCCAAGGCAAUAGGAUGCACUGUGGUCAACAUAGGAACGCAGGACUUCAUUGAAGGAAGGAGGCAUCUUGUGCUUGGAGUGAUAUCUCAAAUAAUAAAGAUACAAUUACUGGCAGACCUCGAUUUGAAGAAAACACCUCAGUUGGUAGAAUUGGUUGGUGAUAAUCAGGAUGUGGAGGAACUUAUGAGUCUACCACCAGAGAAGAUUUUGCUUCGAUGGAUGAAUUUUCAUCUAAAGAAGACAGAAUACAAGAAAACAGUGACAAACUUCUCUUCCGAUGUAAAGGACGGAGAGGCUUAUGCCUACCUCUUAAAUGUUCUUGCUCCCGAGCAUAGUAAUGCAUCAACCUUGGUUGUUAGAGAUCCUUUAAAGAGAGCAACAUUAGUUCUUGAACAUGCUGAUAGGAUGGGUUGUAAGAGAUACUUGACGGCAAAAGACAUUGUAGAAGGUUCUCCCAACCUUAACCUUGCUUUCGUGGCUCAUAUUUUCCAGCACAGGAAUGGGCUAUCAACCCCAGAAAAACCAGUAUCCUUUCUUGAAAUUUCACCAGAUGAAGCCCAAAUUACCAGAGAAGAAAGUGCUUUUCGUUUCUGGAUAAAUAGUCUUGGAGUUGCAACAUACAUAAACAAUGUCUUUGAAGACGUCAGAAAUGGGUGGGUACUAUUGGAGGCACUUGACAAGGUAUCACCAGGAAUUGUUAAUUGGAAAACUGCAAACAAGCCUCCAAUUAAGAUGCCGUUCAGAAAAGUAGAAAACUGUAACCAGGUUGUUAAAAUUGGGAAACAGUUGAAGUUUUCGUUGGUCAAUAUUGCUGGAAAUGAUAUUGUUCAGGGGAAUAAAAAGUUAAUACUGGCUUAUUUAUGGCAGUUGAUGCGAUUCAACAUGCUACAGCUUCUAAAGUACUUAAGAUCACAUUCACUCGGGAAGGAAUUCACUGAUGCUGACAUUUUAGACUGGGCUAACACCAAAGUCAGGAGUACGGGAAGCCAGAGUUGUAUGAAGAGUUUCAAGGAUAAGAGUUUAUCAGAUGGCAUAUUUUUCCUUGAACUACUUAGUGCUGUGCAGCCUCGGGUUGUUAACUGGCGACUCGUUACCAAAGGCCAGUCUGAGGAGGAGAAACAAAUGAAUGCAACAUAUAUCAUCAGUAUAGCCAGGAAAAUCGGGUGUUCAAUCUUUUUGCUACCUGAAGACAUAAUUGAGGUAAACCAGAAGAUGAUCUUGACGUUAACAGCAAGCAUAAUGUACUGGUUCUUCAAACAGCCAAUGGAAGAUCAAAGACCCUGUGGAUCAUCAGACAGUGAUAGUGGAAAUCAACUCGAGACAAGCUCAAACUCCACAACAUAUGAUACCGAGUCUGAAUCAUCAACAGACUGAAUAAGUCUAGUGUACUUUAAAAAAUAUUCUUUUUCUGUAUUUUAUUCUUUUUACUGCACUAAUACUAAAUUUUUGUAUGAUGUUGGGGUUGGUUGAUGAUCAUCAGUCCAAGUGCAGAUUUCCUAAAACAAACUGUUGGUGUAUAUAGUUAUAGAAUUGUAUUUGUAUUGAUGGAAAUGGCAUCUUGUUUUCCUUUCCUUAAUUGCAUUGCA
This is a messenger RNA of Cynara cardunculus var. scolymus (artichoke), 2275 nucleotides long. RefSeq names its product fimbrin-2. Lineage: Eukaryota; Viridiplantae; Streptophyta; Magnoliopsida; Asterales; Asteraceae. Gene Ontology annotation, biological process: actin filament network formation; actin filament bundle assembly. The transcript has 14 exons. The record is from RefSeq and is a predicted model, not a curated record. Gene Ontology annotation, molecular function: actin filament binding. Gene Ontology annotation, cellular component: cytoplasm; actin filament; actin filament bundle. The coding region runs from base 75 to 2063 and encodes 662 amino acids.